This is a messenger RNA of Closterium sp. Naga37s-1, 2031 nucleotides long. NCBI's taxonomy places the organism in Eukaryota, Viridiplantae, Streptophyta, Zygnematophyceae, Desmidiales, Closteriaceae. The record is from the annotation of a GenBank genome assembly.
AUGGUCAAACUGUUUUGGAAAAGGAUGGACGAGGCGGCGGAGGGAGUAGGAGUGGGAGGGGGUGCCGGACACGAGGGAGGAGGCGAGGGGGCGCCACGCGUCGUGGUUGAGUACAGCUACGAGGAGGAGGAGGAGAUCGAGGAGGAUACAUCGAGACAAGCUCAGCACGGGGAUGUCGAAGAGGAGAAGGGCGGAGCAGCUGGGCAGGAUUUCGGGACAGGAGUGCAGCAGCAGGAGGGCGGGGCUGCUGCGCAGGAGGGUGGGGUCGGAGGGCAGGAGCAGGAGGGCGGGGAGGCUGCGCAGGAGCGACUCGUCGCAGUAAGAAGGAGACACCGCACGGCCAGUGGCAGCGGACAGGUGGGCCCUUCGACGGCAGGCCGUUCGACGUCGGACAUUGCAUCCGGAGACCAGGUCGUCGAGCUACUGCAGAGAGUCGCGGAGGUCGAGGCAUCACAGAAGAAGCUCGUCGCGGACGUAUUUGCGAAGCACAGUGAGCAAGCCGUUGUUUUCAACAAGCUUGCUGGGGAUUUUCGGACGGCCUGGAAUACGAUUUCGGAGUCGUCGAAGAGCACGCUGAAGCAGUGCGGCGAUGCCGUAAACGGUGUCACGGAGGAGAGGAAGGUGUUGGAAGGGGCACACUCGAAGCUCGACGAGAUGAGCGGGAAAAUCAUCGAGGGGGUGGCAGCCGCUAUCACAAAAGCGAGCGAGGACGCCGUCGAGAAGCAGCUCAAGCUUGUCGAAGAGCGGCUGGUUGCUUCGGUCGUGAAGGGUAUUGAGAAAGCCGUCAAGGAGGACUUGUUCUACUCCACCCUCCCGGCCGAGAGCAUGAAGGAGCUGAAGGACGUUGUGAGAGAAAGCUACCAAGAAGCUGAAGCUGGCAGAUUGGAAGUCCUCACCGAAGCGGUGGCGAGAGGGUUUCGGGGCUCGGCGGGCCCGUCGACGAGGUCGCGUCAGGAGGAGGGGGUGGCUGGUGUUCGCAGCGGGGUUGAGCGUCGAGUUCAUGAGCGCCCGGUUCCUCCUUCUUCUUCGGUGGGAGGACAUGUCGGCAGCCCGGUAGCAUCCCCACCGUCGCGUGCCCGUCAGACCGUCGGCAAGUCCGUCGAGGACAAGGAUGUCAUCGUACUCGACCAAUCGCCCCGUCAGCAGACCUCCGAAGCGGCACCGAAGCCUCCGCCUGAUGCUUUUGCUCCGCUGCGGAACAUGCUGCAGGGCCUCGGGAAAAAGGGUGGGAAAGGAGUGGUUGCGGGGGAGAAAAGUGGUGCCCCAAUCGGCCAGGUCGCCCCUGCCGGGAAAGGAGCCGUGGAAAAGCGAGGUGCCCCUACCCCGUCCGGAGGCGCUGCGGGGAAAGGAGCGGGGGAGAAACGGGGUGCUCCCAGCCAGGUCGCCGUCGCUGCUGGGUUGCUGUCGAAGACAAAGGCGGACUCAGCUGCACAGCUCGGCAUUGCUGGUCGUCCUGUCGAGCUUGUGGGAAAGAGGCCGUCGUCCGUUUUAGGCGACGUCUCCCUUAGCGAACCGGGUUCCCCUCCUCCUGGUCCGAGGCCAAGGUCCCCUUCUGCGUCGAAGAAAAGGCAAGCUGUGACGAAGUCGACGAAGCGGGCUGCAGAGGCAACAGAGAGCAGUGACGUCGAGAUGGCUUCUACCGUCGUUGCUGCUCGACACGAAAAGUCGAAGAAGCCCAAGGUGAUCGGCUACGCCCCACCUCCUCCGCCGGACGACCAAGGCAAGACAAGAGGCUGCAAAGCUCCCUUCAAAGGACCGGGCAUGAUGUCGCGCAAGGGGAAGUCGGUUUCCGAGCAGACCGUAGGCUCGAGGAAGCGGUUCCUGGGCACUUUUGAAACGGAGGCGGACCAGAAGUUUUGUACGGCCAUCUGCUGGCGCGUGUACUUCCCCGACAUAGACCUCAAGGAGUACGAGGGGUUCACGGCGCAGGAUGAGAAGGACUGGAAGGUCUAUCUCGAUGCAGCAGCGCGUAUGCCCACCGGCGUUUGGAGCGUGGCGCAAGAACAAGGGGAAUGUCGUUUCGACGAGUGA